Messenger RNA from Umbelopsis ramanniana AG, 1854 nucleotides. RefSeq lists its product as uncharacterized. The coding region runs from base 94 to 1737 and encodes 547 amino acids. Lineage: Eukaryota; Fungi; Mucoromycota; Umbelopsidomycetes; Umbelopsidales; Umbelopsidaceae. The transcript is spliced from 11 exons. The record is from RefSeq and is a predicted model, not a curated record. Gene Ontology annotation, cellular component: mitochondrion. Gene Ontology annotation, molecular function: FAD binding; catalytic activity.
AUCUACUCUUCGUAUAUAGUUUUGUAUUUUGGGACAUUAAAGAGACCUAUGACAUGAAUAGAGUUAGGUUUAUUCUCUUCCGCCACACAGCUUAUGUUUUCUCGUGUAAACUACAUUUCUCGUGCAUUCUACCGAACUUCCAGUGUUGCGAGAUCGGCUGGUGUGGUGCAUGGACGAACACGUUUGUCAGUGACAAAGUAUCCUGAGUUGAAAAGGGAUUCCAGAUUCCAGUCAUUGAACGACAAACACAUUGAUUACUUCCGGGCCGUCCUCGGCGAGAACUCUGUGGUUUAUGACAAGGACCCUGAAUCAGACGCCAUUGUACACUACAAUACUGACUGGUUCAAUUUGUACAGAGGUACAUCCAGCCUGGUACUCUUUCCAUCCGACACUGCGCAAGUAUCAUCGAUCCUAAAGUACUGCAAUGAAAAUAGACUGGCCGUGGUGCCGCAAGGUGGCAACACCGGUGUGAGUGGCGGAGCUGUUCCGGUCUUUGAUGAAAUCAUUAUCAAAAUGUCCCGCAUGGAUCGUAUUCGGAAAAUCGAUCAAGUAUCUGGAAUCGCUGUGGUUGACGCUGGUGUUAUCCUUGAGAACUUGGACAAUGCAGUGAGUGAACACGGAUACAUGGUUCCUAUAGACCUAGGUGCUAAGGGCUCAUGUCAUAUAGGCGGAAACAUCAGCACUAAUGCUGGUGGUCUUCGGUAUGUGCGAUACGGUAGUUUGCAUGGCAAUGUACUUGGCUUAGAAGUGGUACUCCCGGACGGCACUGUACUGGAGAAUCUAUCGACUCUGAGAAAGGAUAAUACUGGAUAUGAUUUGAAGCAACUGUUCAUUGGCUCAGAAGGGACUCUGGGCAUUGUAACCGGAGUGUCUAUAUUGACUCCUCAGCGCGCAAAGGCUACCAAUCUUUCGCUAAUUGGCCUUGACUCUUACGAGGAUAUCCAAAAAGCGUUUGUUAGAGCGAAGGCAGAUCUCUCCGACAUUCUAUCGGCAUUCGAAUUUUGGGAUAAGGAUUGUAUUGAAGUCGUGUCCGAGAAAAUGUUACCAGGUGUACAAUUUCCUCUCUCUUCUGAAAAGCCUUAUGAGUUCUAUGCUUUACUAGAGACACAAGGAAGCCGUAAGGAGCAUGACGAAGCAAAAUUGGAGAGUUAUCUUGAAAGUUUGCUAGAAGACAACAUUGCAAAGGACGGCGUGGUUUCACAGGAUAUUAAACAGACACAAAGCUUAUGGGCCUGGCGAGAAAUGAUACCAGAGGGCAUGACGAAAUAUGGGCCAGCCAUUACUUAUGAUGUAUCAAUGGAUAUACCGCUCCUGUACAAACUUGUCAUGGAUACAAGGGCACAUUUCGAAAAAAAGGGUAUGAUUGGCCCGGACAAGGAUUAUGUCAAACUCAUAGGAUUCGGACAUGUCGGUGACGGGAAUCUUCAUAUUAUGGCGGCGACGAAUCGUAAUGAUUACGAUUUGCAAAAGCAGCUGGACGACUUCGUUUAUACAUGGACUGCUAAACAUAGCGGCUCUGUGAGCGCCGAACAUGGCAUUGGCAUAUCGAAAAUUGGAUAUUUGCCAUACAGCAAGAAGAAACCAGUUCUGGAUCUGAUGGCUAAGCUCAAAGCUCAAAUUGAUCCUCGAGGAAUUAUGAAUCCAUAUAAAAUAUUUGCUAAUAAGUACAUACUUUCUGCACUCGGUUGCAAGCUAAGGAUGGACGUGUAUACAGGCACAAGGCAAUCGCGUGAGUAACCCGCCGUUAAAAUCUACCACCAGCAAUGUAAAAUAUCGAUACCAGUGUGGAGGAAUCUCUGGUACAAAAGCCACUCUACCUCCUCAAAGGUUCGAUGACGAUUGGGCAUUUUCCCC